AUGCUCGACAUUAGUAUUAAGAUAGGAGAUAAUAAUAAGAAAGAAGAUAAGAAGAAGAAAGAUGAUGAGAAGACUAUUUUAGUAUUAGAAAUACGUGCAAUAUUCCCACGUUUUUUUUCUCUAAAUCAACGUUUUGAAAAUGUAAUCAAAGAAAUAGAUACAAAAGAGAUUAAAAUGAAUAGAAUGAGUCUAGAAUAUAAUAAACAUUUUCUUUUUAUAAUUAAAUAA
Pneumocystis carinii B80 is the source of this 228-nucleotide messenger RNA. RefSeq lists its product as hypothetical. The transcript has 7 exons. The record is from RefSeq and is a predicted model, not a curated record. NCBI's taxonomy places the organism in Eukaryota, Fungi, Ascomycota, Pneumocystomycetes, Pneumocystales, Pneumocystaceae. Bases 1 to 228 code for a protein of 75 amino acids.